AUGGGAUAUUAAGCUUACUAGCCUCCAAUAGAUACAAAACAUUAUAGUAAUCUAGCGAUUGUACUAACUUUUAUUGGAUUCUGUUUCCUAUCAUAUUUUGUUAUGUAUUUUGCAAUUUAUAAUUUAGUUACUAAAUUACAUAGAAUAAAUAAUAAAGAUCAUUGGCCAAAGAAUUAUCAGUCGGUUUGUUUGCAUCAUUAUUUUUAUCCUCAGGAACAUUGUUUAGCUUCUUAGCAUUAGGAUUAUUUUUUUGA
Paramecium octaurelia is the source of this 254-nucleotide messenger RNA. NCBI's taxonomy places the organism in Eukaryota, Ciliophora, Oligohymenophorea, Peniculida, Parameciidae. The record is from the annotation of a GenBank genome assembly.